Molecule: messenger RNA, 7197 nt
Organism: Chelmon rostratus (copperband butterflyfish)
Lineage: Eukaryota; Metazoa; Chordata; Actinopteri; Chaetodontiformes; Chaetodontidae
Gene: ptpn20
Product: protein tyrosine phosphatase non-receptor type 20
Exons: 46
Coding region: 1-7197 (2398 amino acids)
Biological process (GO): protein dephosphorylation
Cellular component (GO): cytoskeleton
Molecular function (GO): protein binding; protein tyrosine phosphatase activity
Source: RefSeq, a predicted model, not a curated record
AUGAGCAGCACAUUUGUUACAUUGGCUGAAGUACUGGAGGCUCGAGGGGGACCUCUACUGGAGGAGGAGGUCUGGUCCCUGCUGCUGGGCACUGCAGAGUCUUUAGUGGAUGUCUCCUAUAAGGGUCACAACAAUAUGUGUAAUAUCAUAAGCCCCACCUCCUUGCUGCUGUCAGCCACUGGUACCUUAGCAUUUAAGAACUGUGGCCUAUCAGAUGAGGUAUCCACCUUCACUGCUCCAGAGAUGCUGCAGGGCCGUGCCAGCUCAACCAAACCUGCCAUAGAGAGGAUGCUGGUGUAUUCACUGGGUAUGACUCUCUACUGGUCAGUUGAUUUUCACCUACCUCAAAAUCAGCCAGUCCAGUUGAGUGACCAUCUAAACAGCCUCCUCCUCAGCAUGUGUGAGGACCUGGCCCACCGCAGGGUAAAUCUCAACUCCAUCCUGGAAGCCUGCGAAUCUCAGCAUAAAGCCUCCAUCCUGCCGCCCCCCGCCAAAGUCAUCAGACAGCUGGUGGAGGAGGUUUUUCAUGAAUCAAUGGACCAUGGCUCUCUGCCGGACAGUAACGUCCCUUUGAGCGGCAGGAGCCAGAUGAUCAGAGAGAGACUUCAUGGAAAGAGAGGGCCAUUUUCAGACUUCAGCGACGGGAGUGCCGAAGGGAGAAGAUACUCAACGGACUCUGACUCAAAGUCAGGGAGUUUACCUCAGAGACCUUGGAGGCAAAGACCAAGGAGCUCUCCCACACCGUUGUACCAGUCCUCUUUAGACAGACUCCCUCGUGGGGUUCGUCACAGGGACAGCAACUGCAGUUGGCUUGGAAGGAGCCCCCAUCACGACAUCUCUCCAAAAACAUCAGGCAGAUCUCACAGUCCUUCCAUCACCUUCAGCGAGUCCUCGCUCAGCCUGAGCCAGAGGAAAGCUAAGGCUUUGGGUCCUGAGUUCGUCAGAAUGCCAGAUGAACCACAUAUCGUUCUCGAGCUUCCAGGAUCUAUUGUGUCCAGAAAGGGACGCUCCUGCUCGUCUCAGAGAGAAGUGACUGUGGUGCUGCCUAACGGACAGUAUGUGGUGGUUCGCUGUGACAUUAAGUCCAAAGCUAGGGAUGUGUUUGACAUGGUGGUGGCUCAUGCAAACCUGGUGGAGCACUUCUACUUUGGUCUUGCCUUCCUUGAUGAUGAUGAAUAUUUCUUUCUGGAACAUGAAACAAAAAUCUCCAAAGUUGCGCCUGACAGUUGGAAAAAAGGGCAGACAUUGUCCUUUUUGGUGUUUCUGCGAGUCAAAUAUUUUGUUGAUGAUAUCGCCUUCAUUUUGCACAGACUGACUCGUCACCAGUACUACUUACAGCUGCGGAAGGAUAUCUUGGAGGACAGGCUUUACUGUAACGAGGAGACGGGCUUGUUUCUGGUUGCCCUUGCUCUGCAGGCUGAGUUUGGGGAUUACAUGCCAGAGUUGUAUGGCAAGAAUUAUUACCAGCCAGAGCAUUAUGUGUCCAAGAGGAUGCUGGAGAAGCUGGCCUUGCCCACUGUCAAGGAAGAGCUGCCAAGACUACAUGCAAGUCAUGCCCAGAUGCUCCCUGAAGAGGCAGAAACAGAGUACCUGAAGAUUGCCCAGCAGUUGCCGGAGUAUGGGGUUAUGUUCCACCGUGUGGGGCGAGAGAAAAGGCCGGUGGUGGGAGAGUUGGUUUUGGGAGUCUGUGCCAAAGGAAUCAUUGUGUAUGAGAUGAAAAACCACCUCCGAACUGUCACCCGACGCUUCCUCUGGAGGGAAACGGACUCCAUAUCCACUGGGCGGCGUAAACUGAUUAUAGAGUGUGGUGGACCCAGCGGGAAAAAGCACAGUUUUGUAACAGAAAGCUCAAAAAUAGCACAGUACCUGCUGAACCUCUGCUCAGCACAGCACAAGUUUCAUAGCGAGAUGACAUCACGGCAACUCAACCACACCGUGAUACCAGAUGAAAACAUGGAUAAGUACAUGUCUGUCUACCGGGGUCGUCACCUCAACCUGAAGCGGAUGUCCUGCUCGGAGGGCAUGUUGAACCACGUGGGUCUGACACCCGGUCAGCCAGACGCCCUGUCCAAGUCCUGUGACGACCUGACUGCCAAGCUGGAGGCGCGGCUACGCCAGCAGAGGGAGAUGAGGAGGGAGAUGAGCAGAGAGCUGAACAAGGAGCUGCCCGAAACAGGAGACUUCAGGGACAUGAAAGAGCGACAGUGUUGGAGCACUCCAGAGCCGAUUCCCAGAAUGAUGUCCAGUGUCUCACUACAGAAGCAGGACUCUGACACGUCUUCCUCCAUACGAGUUGAUACACCAACCAGAACCCCACCUGAGAGAGAGAUAGUCUGUGUGAACCUGAAGAAAGAUCACAAACUGGGCUUUGGCUUUGUGAUAGUGGGCGAGGACAAUACAGGUAAACUUGACCUUGGGAUCUUCAUUGCUUCCGUUGUGCCUGAUGGGCCUGCAGACAAAGAUGGACGAAUCAAACCCGGUGGACGUCUUAUCUCCCUGAACAAGACUAGUUUGGAAGGAGUGACGUUCAGUGAUGCUGCUGCCAUCUUACAAAACAGCCCCGAGGAGGUGGAGCUGAUUGUGUCCCAGCCAAAACAGUCUCUGAAGGACAGCAAGAGUUCCUUGAGUCAAAGUACUCUCGGUCUGGCGUUGGAGAGGGGCUUUGGGUCACAGACCACACUGAGUGGCACUGAGUACCGUCCUGCCAUGGAGGAACUGGAGGAGGCCAUCACUCUGUCCAGCAUGGCAACCCCAAAACAGGGCAAGAGGCUUCACAUUCCUGUGGUGCGAAUACAUGACGCCCAGGAUGCGUGUUCCAGGUCCCCGUCUAUCUUAAGUUUGAAAACUGAGGAGCGCUUUAUAAUGGAGCUGAAGAAAAGCAAUGGUAGCCUUGGCAUCAGUGUUGCUGGAGGAAAAAACACCAAUGUGCGAUAUGGAGGCAUCUACAUCAAGAGUCUGGUGCCCGGAGGUGCUGCAGAGCAGGAUGGGCGCAUUCAGAUUGGUGACAGACUGCUGGAGGUUGAUGGGUCUAACCUGAGGGGCGUGACUCACCAUCAAGCUGUCGAGUGCCUGAAGAGGACCGGGGAGGUGGUGACCCUGCUGUUGGAAAGGGAGCCCACAGUAAUACUGGAGCCCAGACCUGACUCACCCUGCCCCCCUUUGGCCCACAGUUCAUCACAUACACAGCCCCCCAGGACUGAAGUCUCCAUGGAAACGACCUUGAGUGGUCGAGCCAAGGACUACAGCUUUGUGACUGAUGAAAACACACAUGAGGUGGUGCUGAGGAAGAGUUUGUCUGGCCUCGGCUUCAGCUUUAACAUCUCGCAGCUGCACUCGGGGCCAGACCGUGGCAGUGUGGUCCGCAUCAAACGUCUCUUCCCGGGGCAGCCAGCGCUAGAGAGUGGCCUCCUGCGAGAGGGAGACAUCAUUCUGUCUGUCAACAAAGAGCCUCUCAAGGAUCUCUCUUACCAGAGGGUUCUGUUCCUGCUGCGUGGCGCUCCAUCUGAAGUUCAUCUGCUGAUCUGCCGACCAGGUCCUGGAGUACCGUAUGAUGUAGAUGACAACACGCUGAGUCCCGCACUCUUCCGUGAGGUUCGAUCACGCUCCCUGGACAUCCGACUAGGAGAGGACUACAGCCAGCUCCUUAAGUUUCAAUAUGAUGUCAAAAUACCUGCCCAGAAGCAGGCCCCCACCCAGGAGGAUGAUGUGACCAACACAGCAGAAAAAAGCCCGGACGCUCCUGCAGCUCCAGCGCUCUCAGAGACCGAGGAUAGUCUGGACAGUGAAGUGCAGGUCAACCAGCCUCCCCCAUCUCCUCCUCGCUCACCACCGUCGCCCACCUCACCUACAUCACCUCCAUCACCAGUCUCGCCGGCCUCACCUGUUUCCCCAGCAUCACCUACCUCACCUGCCUCACAUGGUUCUGGCUCUCCACCGGCUCCAUCGGAGUCACAACCAACUGCUGGGAAACUGGAGGAACAACAGGAACUGGAAGCAAAGGAGAAGAACAAGGACGGGGAAGACGAGGUCGCUACGACAACAAGCUCAACUGUGAUGCUUAUGGAUGUCUGUCCAAAGACUGCUUCGAACUGUGUGUAUGCCAGUGGAGUCAGAGAGGAGGCAGAUGGAAGUGUGACCUACUGCCUGAUGGGUAAUGGACUGACCAUCAUGGCAGAUGAAGAGUACCUGACCAUUAGCUCCACACUGGACCCUCCUCACAGCCUUCCCUCCAGUCUGCCCACUCACGCUCCGACAGCCAACCUCACAGCCCUCCGCUCUCAAACCUCCAACGGCUCCUCCAGUUUUGCCUCUCAGAAUCCAAACCUCGGCCCUCACAUCCCCACUACCGCCAUCUCGCCCCUCAACCUCUCAUCCGACACCCCGACCACUUGCGCCCUGGCACACCCAUCUCAGCCUCUCACGACCCAGCCGCCGAAAGCCAAGCACCACCCGAUCCAGCAGGGGCUUCUUCCAAGCCACUACAAAGUCAUCUCCCAGAACGGUAGGCCUAUGCUGCCUCCACCCCAGCCUCCUGCUCCACCGCUGACCCCCAUCACAGCCCAGGUCAUGUCCUCGGUGCCUCACUGUGCCAGCCCACCCGCCCCGACGCUGCCCCCUACAAUCCUGCCGCCUCCUGCCCCCCAGAGCCACAUUCAGCUAAGGGAAGAACCGGAGAAGAAAGAAAGGGAAUAUAAGGAUGAUGAUGAUGAGGAGGAGGAUGAUGAGGAGGAAGAGAGUCGAAGAAAGGGAUUGGUUAAAGAGUUUGAGCUGACAGUGGUUCUGACCAAGUCCAGGAGCGGAAGCUUUGGCUUCACCAUCACUCGAAGCAAGCUGGACAACUGCUACUACAUACAGGAAAUACUGGACAACCCAGCCAAGGCAGAUGGACGACUCAGAGCAGGAGACCGGCUCGUCACAGUGAAUGGGCACGAUGUUACCAGUGUGGCAGAUGAUGUCGCCAUGACGAUUCUCAGGUCAUCUCCUCGUAGGCUGAGUAUGACCCUGGGGAGGGCAGUUACCAACCUGGUGGCCCCCCCUUCCUGUGACAGCCUGCCUGAUAUAGUUCUGUACAAGACAGCUUCAGGACAGCUGGGCAUAAAGCUGACAGGCGGCAUCGGCAGCAAAUGGCAGGGCAUCUACUGUCUGGAGGUGGUGCCAGGCUCCCCAGCCAGUGAGGAGGGCAGCGUCCAACCCAGUGACAAGAUCCUCUACAUCUGUGGCAGGUGCACACUGGGAAUGACCCUGGAGGAUGCGGUUAAGGCCUGUGAGAUCGCACCUCGUAAAGUUAAACUUAAAAUCCUCAGAGAAGACCAGCCAGUGACCCCCAAGGCUAAGUGGAACGGCCUGUUCGACUGGAAAAAGGACAGGAAGUUCUUUGCUCGUUUUGAAGAGCCUGUCUCUCCAGAGAAAGACUCUCCGACCGAAGAGAUCGAAGCUGUGUGUAGGACUGCUGGAAAUUUCAGAUGCCUCUCUCUCACCCAGGAACACGAUAGUUGUAUCAUGCAAGUGGAGUUCACGAAACCAGAGGGAGGAGGCCUUGGCUUUGCUUUGGUUGGGGGGACCAAUGGCAGCAUGCUCAGAGUGAAGGAAAUCUGCUCUGGUGGAGUAGCUGAGCAGGACGGUCGGCUGAGAGUCGGAGAUAUUUUGUUAGAGGUGAACGGUGUGAUCGUGUCCGGGCUGAGCCACAAUAAGGUGGUGGAUAUCCUGCGUAAAGCUGAGGGCACUGUACAGCUCACCAUCUGCAGAGACAUCUUGCCCCUCACCUACUCCGAGUCACCCACACCGCCCAACAUGUCCGCUCAGACCGAAGCUAUUUUAGCCGAGCAGCCGGCCCCUGCGUCCAGCCCAGAUGCCUGUUCCUCACCUGACGUCAUGCACAAUAAGCCAGUUGAGCGCCCCCCUGAGGCGAUGUCAGACCCUGUGGUCAAUGAAGCUGGUGUCUUCCUUACCUCACCACCUCCUCCACCACCCCGACGACUGACUGUUGUGACAGAUGAGACUGCAAUUAAGCAGGAGAGCUGUAACAGCACCCCUUCUCAUCAAGCUUGCUGCCCUUCCCUCAAUGUCACUGACAUGUUGCAUGGAGCUUCUGACAGGAAACAAAUUGUGACCAAACUUUUGGACCAGUCCUGCAAAGACAUCCGGAAAACCCAGUCAGAUGGCUGGAGCAGUGAAGAAGAAGAUGAUGAUGUAUUUGACACCACCGCUCUGGAAAUGACCUCACCCCAAACAGGCCCACCCAUAGUUUCAGAGGAGGAACUGGCCAGUUUAGCUCUCAUUAGCCCAGCGAAGUCCAGCCAGUAUUCAGGCUCCAGGGUCAAAGCUCUCAUCCAGAUUCUGCAGCAUCAACUGGACCAGCAGGAACUGGUCAAAGAGUUCAUGGCUCUGGAGCAUCUGAAGCCCUCCGACAACUGUCUGGUGGGAAAAGCCCCCGAGAACAGAGAUAAGAACCGCUACAGAGACAUCCUACCUUAUGACAAAACCCGUGUUGCCAUUGGAGACAGCCAGGACUACAUCAACGCCAGCUACAUCCGCAUGCAAGUUGGCGAUGAAGAGUUCUUCUACAUCUCCUGCCAGGGCCCUCUGCCUUCCACAGUGCCGGCUUUCUGGCAGAUGAUCUGGGAGAGCAAAUCUGACGUCAUUGCCAUGAUGACCCAGGAAGUAGAACGGGGAAGGGUGAAAUGUCACAAGUACUGGCCAGAGAGGCUGGGCGUGCCUCUGGACACCGGCAGGUACCAGCUUCACCUGGACAACCAGCAGUACCUGGAGUACUUCCACAUCAAGGUCAUCCGCAUGGUGGAGACAGAGACUGGCGAGACCCAUUUUGUCCGCCACCUGAAGUUCACCCACUGGCCUGACCACGGCGUGCCACACAGCUCCGAGCAGCUGGUUCGCUUCAUCCGCUACCUGAGGGCGCUGCACCAAAAGGGACCAGUCACCGUGCACUGCAGCGCCGGCGUCGGGCGCACAGGAGUUCUCAUCUGCACUGACGUUAUCCUCAGCCUCAUUGAGAGCGAUUUGCCUAUUAAUGUGAGCAACACUGUAAAAGAGAUGAGACUUCAGCGGCAUGGGAUGAUUCAAACCAAGGAACAGUAUCUCUUCUGCUACAAAGUCUGGUUGGAGGUUUUACAGGGCAUUUUACAGCUUCACGGCAACCAAUGGCAACCAGAAAGUCCCCGAGACCACAAAGUAGUCUGA